Molecule: messenger RNA, 1701 nt
Organism: Penicillium brasilianum
Lineage: Eukaryota; Fungi; Ascomycota; Eurotiomycetes; Eurotiales; Aspergillaceae
Source: the annotation of a GenBank genome assembly
GUGGAGCCCCAUUUAUCUCACGUCAUAUUGUGUUUGAUGUUAUAACGAGCGCAUCGUUGAUGCUCUUCAUUCUCCCCGUCAAUCCGACUUCAACAUUCAGACAGUUGAGAAUGGCAUCUCAACCAAAGAAAUCUCACCAAGGCGAUGGCCUGCUCCUCAUCCACGCGGGCCUCUUCCGCACGGGCACAAAGUCAAUGGCGCGCGCAUAUCAGAUGCUCGGUCUCAAAACGCACCACGGACUCCUUGAAAAAGUCACCGACAGCCCAUGGGUGCAGCUAGAGCAAGCCGCCGAGGCAACAUGGCCCUCCGCGCCCGGUGCACGCCCCCGAGCGCCCUUCACUCGCGCCGAUUGGGACGAGCUUUGGGGAAAUAAUUACGACGCCGUCACUGACCUAGCAUCUCCCUUUGCCCUCGAGCUUAUCCGAGCCUAUCCCAAUGCCAAGGUCGUGGUGGUCCAACGCGAUUUUGAGCGGUGGUGGACAAGUUUUCAGAGCCAAAUUCUCGAUAAGGUCAUGCUUCAGCCUAUGGCGGCUAUCAAUGGGGCUAUUGCGCUGUAUUUCAUGGGACUUCCAGCCGUGCAGGCGAUGAGAAAGAUUCAUUUUGGUUUCUUUGGUGCACAAAGUCGGAAGGAGAUUCUGGCAAAUGCGAAAGACGUGUAUGAGACAUACUAUCGCAGUGUGCGGGCAGCCGUCCCACCAGAGCAGUUGCUCGAGUACCAAAUGGGAGAUGGUUGGGGACCACUUUGUGCGUUCCUGGAUGUGGCAGUGCCCGAUAUACCAUUUCCGAGAGAGAAUGAAUCAGAUGCUCAUGAUAAGGAGUUGAAAGCACGCCAGGGAUUGCUUUGGACGGCGGCUAUCAAAUUUGGAGCGCCCGUGGUACUUGGGCUGGCUGCCAUAUGGGUGGGAUUUGCGUUCAGUCAAACAGCAUGAGAUCAAUCUUAAAGUACAGGGAUUACAAAGAUCUCGGAAUAGCUAUCUCUAACCUUUAACCUAGUGGUAUGAAACCUUGAAGCUGACGAUCAACGUUUGUGAAGCUCCGAAAAGUGCGCAGACUGCGAUAAGUUUUCCAUCCACACAUCUCUGUGCUUGAUAAACCCGCUGCAGACCCUGAAUAUUCGUAUACUGCUUUGCGACAGUCCUCCAAAGAUACACAUUGCCUAUCGUUGGCGUGUAUAGGUGUAAGUUCUGCGCAUCAAGCUUGGCAGAUAUGGAUGCCGUGACCGAAGUGUACCAAUCGGGUGGGAAGCGGCGAUGUGGUGCUGGAGACAUUUGUGUCGUUCUGGGGAGGCUAUUAUGGAAUCGUAUGUGGAUGAGAGUGCCCGAGGGAGCUGCAGGCGUUGGUUGACCCGAACUGAGUAAUAUAUGCUGGCUGAUUGACUGAUGGUGGAUAUCAAACGGCCAUGGUCCAGACAGCGGAUAGUCCGGGGGAAUGGGCCUACUCAAGAUAUAUAUAGGAAAGAUUGCCUCAUUUGGGUGGCUAGAAUGUUGAAUAUGGAUUUUUCGCGCAGUCACGAUGGUGCUAACACGCAUUGGGUGAUGUGAACUGGUCGGAUGCGAUUUCAUUCAAUUUGCGCAGAUUAACAAUUUGCAUGGAGUUUUGUGAAGGUUUUGCGACCUGCAGUAGAUCAUUUCAUGAAGAGGGUAUGGGGCGUGGGGUUAAAAACUUAUGGAAUGUCACUGUAUUCGUGCCUCUCUGCCCACC